GCGUCACGGCCGUGCGUCACAGCCUUUGUUGCGUUUCCUUCUCGGUAACUUCGCUUUUCGGGUUUCUCCUGUCUGCCAGGAGCUGGCUAAACUUUUUUGUACUUUCGGGCUCUCGUGUGUCUCGCGUCUUUUGAAAAAAUAGAGCUCGUUCAAAAAGAAGAAGGAGAGGAAAAGUGCGGAGAACCUGCGUUGUCGAAGCUACUGGAUGAUGAAGUGUUUACGGAUUUUCCUCCCGGCUCUCCUUCUUGUCUCUGCUCUGGCCACAGUUCUGGCCGAGUCCGCACCUAAGGACGUGUGUGAGACAAAGAAUGGGACGAGCUGUGAGGAGUGUCUGAGAAAUGUGACGUGCCUGUGGUGCAUCAAGACAAAGUUAUGUGUAACGUAUCCCGUGCGGACCAUCCUUCCACCCCAUUCCCUCUGCCCCCUGGAUGACGCCCGCUGGGGCCUCUGCUGGAUGAACUUCCAGACGUUGAUCAUCACCCUGUCUGUGGUUGGUGGUGUUCUCAUCAUUGCUCUGUUGGUCUGCCUGUUCUGCUGCUGCAAGUGUGAGAACUUUGGAUCCAAACGAUUUGAAGCCAAGAUGCAGAAACAGGCCCAAAAGACGAAAACCAAGCAGGAGGAAAGGAGAGCAGAGAUGAAUCAGAGACACAAGGAGAUCAGGCAGAAAUAUGGACUGAGUGGGCCAAACCCAUAUGCAAGAUUUUCCUGAGAUCCACAUCCGGAGCUUUUUGAACCUAGGACAAAGCUGAUGAUCUGUAAUUUGUUUUAUUUUAGCAGCGAAAAUGUGCAUGAUCCAAUAUUUGAUGGAAACUCAAACAAUUAAAAAUUAAAAGUAGUUUUCUGUAGGUGGCCUGGUGUGCUUAUAAGCUGAUGAAUGAGUGAAAGCCUUCCACUGAAUAUUAAAUGGACACAUGUGGCUGCAAGCUGUUUAUCCAAAUCAGACAGGUUUUCUCUCUGGUUCCGGUUGUUAUUAUUUAUUAGUAUUUAGCUAUUGGUCCAAAAUGGAAGUCAUUUUAGGUGUUAAAAGAUAAUUUUCUUCUGCCUAAGAAAAUUUGUAACUGCACAGUUUCAAACUUGCUGCUGUUUUUAAAACUAGAGACUUUUUUUUUUUUUUACUAUUUGUGCUUUAUCUUAUCUUUCACAUAUUUCUGAAAGCCACGAUGAUUGUGUUGCUGCUUGUUCCUUUUAGGAAUUUCCCUUUAACAUAUUCAUAAUGUGAGAAAGCUUAAUCGCUGAUGCAUUUUAGAUCAUAAUCGCCUUCAGUCUGCGUCACCCUUGUUUUACUGCUGUUUCUGUAUCAUAUGCUGUUACAAUCCUAAUAAAAUAUUUUACUC
Fundulus heteroclitus (mummichog) is the source of this 1334-nucleotide messenger RNA. It is a transcript of the gene pttg1ipa, whose product is annotated as PTTG1 interacting protein a. The transcript is spliced from 7 exons. The record is from RefSeq and is a predicted model, not a curated record. Gene Ontology annotation, biological process: protein import into nucleus. NCBI's taxonomy places the organism in Eukaryota, Metazoa, Chordata, Actinopteri, Cyprinodontiformes, Fundulidae. Gene Ontology annotation, cellular component: nucleus; cytoplasm. The coding region runs from base 206 to 709 and encodes 167 amino acids.